UGUACCUCGUAUUCCGUGGACAACCUUCACAGCCCCACGAUAUGGUCUAUGUAAGGGCCACAAAUGAUCCUCUGAAGGGUAUGAAUCUGGGUCUCAAUCUAUGUUCGGUGUGCAAUAGAGUAGAACAAAGCAUUUGAUACCAUUCCUCUUGAUGCAAUGGCACGAAUCGCAGGAGGCUCGAAAGGCUGUCAUGCAUGCCGGAGGCGCAAGAAGCGUUGCGACGAACAGCGACCAUCGUGUGGCCAAUGUCUGUCGCGAAACACUUCCUGUCCGGGGUAUGCGCGCGAAAUGAAGUUCAUAAAUGUAUCCUAUCAGGACAAAUGUCGUUCCAGUCAAGCGGCACCGGAGUCUAGUUCGACCACGGAAGUCAGAUCCCACAGUCGAAAGGUUGAUAGCUGGUCAGAGCUUGCGGUCGCACAUCGCGUGUGCAGCAGUGGGCUAUCCUCCCAUGCCCUUACCCUCCAGCGCUCUGCGGUUGCGUAUUACUGUGGCGCAUACUUCCAUAACAAUGUCAUCCAAACGGGGCUAGACGUUUUUGGAAAGUCGAGCUAUAUCGACUGGAUGGCCUUUACUCCUGACCUCGAUGUAGACGAGCCGAGUUUGAACUCAGCUUUAUUAGCCCUUGGUGCGGCUCGAAUGGGUCACCUUUCCCAGGAUCCUCGUUUGACUCGGAUAAGCUCAGAAUCAUAUUCCCAAUCACUAAGACAGCUUCACAGAUCCAUUCAGAAUGGAACCCGGGGCCUCCGAGACGAGAACCUAGCAAGUAUGAUGUUCUUGGCAAUCUAUGAGAUUCUAGAAGGAUCCUCAAGCAGAGGCCUGGGUUGGGCGAGCCAUACCCACGGGGCCCUCUCAUUGGUUCACUCACAAGGUCUGGACACUGAAUGGUCCCCGGCGAGACAUAGACUGUUUGACGGAUUACGGCUUUCUGCUAUGAUCCACUGUAUUGGAACAAGGAAGCCCACAUACCUCGCAACGCCGGAAUGGACGUCUCUUCCCUGGAAGGGGUAUAAGAAGGAACCGAAACAAUACUUACUAGACCUGAUGGUGGAAAUUCCAGCUUUAUUGCAGAUGAUUGACUCGGCUUUUAACGCGUCAGAUCUUCCUCAGAAUUUGCGAAAGCUGUACACAGUCUGCGAGGAAUAUCUGAGCCUCUCUGCACGUCUACGAGCCUGGUAUGAGGCAUACAAAAGCGACUACCCUAGCAAACUAUACUGGGAACAACCUGCCAGCUUUCAGUCAAGCCACACCAUCGCACAGGAAAGUUUCCCCCCGACAAGCAUCUAUUUUUCUGACUUUGAGACGGGUCAUAUUUACCUACUAUACUGGACCUCUCAUGUCCUUCUCUGCAGCAAUCUCGGUAUGCUAUAUGUGAGCUGUCUAACGAAGGCACCCGAGGGGAGUCGGCCUCCGUUCCCUCCGUUCCCUUGUAAUACACAAGAGAUGCAAGAAAUGGCCGUUAACAUUGCCAAAUCUGCCGAAUACUUCCUUCAGCCAAAGACAAUUGCCUUGGGUGCUGGUGCGAUCUCCUUUCCGGCGUCAAUUGCAUUCGGGUACUUGGACUAUUAUAAUCUCCCUGAGCGCGACUGGUUCUACCAGAUCUUUGAGUAUACUAAAAUGUUUGGUAUUGAUGUAGGGGCUUUUCUUGAAGCAGUUCCAGCGGAAACAAAACUGCACCUUGUGGCGUGUUAGCUCCCUAGUCAUUUGCGACGGUCGCAUCUGCUUAAAACCAGAGUCUUUCUUCC
Aspergillus pseudonomiae is the source of this 1742-nucleotide messenger RNA. RefSeq names its product Zn(II)2Cys6 transcription factor. Lineage: Eukaryota; Fungi; Ascomycota; Eurotiomycetes; Eurotiales; Aspergillaceae. Gene Ontology annotation, biological process: regulation of DNA-templated transcription. Gene Ontology annotation, molecular function: zinc ion binding; DNA-binding transcription factor activity, RNA polymerase II-specific. The record is from RefSeq and is a predicted model, not a curated record. Bases 157 to 1689 code for a protein of 510 amino acids. The transcript has 4 exons.